Molecule: messenger RNA, 1539 nt
Organism: Nanorana parkeri
Lineage: Eukaryota; Metazoa; Chordata; Amphibia; Anura; Dicroglossidae
Product: ectonucleoside triphosphate diphosphohydrolase 8-like
Exons: 10
Coding region: 55-1539 (494 amino acids)
Biological process (GO): nucleoside diphosphate catabolic process
Cellular component (GO): plasma membrane
Molecular function (GO): UDP phosphatase activity; GDP phosphatase activity
Source: RefSeq, a predicted model, not a curated record
AGCAUCGCAGGAGGAGCAGCUCGCCACAGUCGGUGCCAAGAUACAGGUUAUAUAAUGGGUCUGGACUCCAAGCAGGUGGCGCUGUUGGUGUUGCUGGUGGCCUCGGUAAUAGCUGUGGUAAUUGCGCUAAUUCUAAGUUUGGUGAAGAGCAGCGAAGUCCCACUCCCCCCUGGAACCAAGUACGGGAUGGUAUUUGAUGCCGGCUCCUCACACACCUCGCUUUUUAUUUAUCAAUGGCCCAUGGAUAAGGAAAACAACACCGGCGUGGUAAGCCAGACGCAUGUGUGCGAUGUAGAUGGCCCUGGGAUAUCCAGCUAUGCCAAUGACCCCCCUUCAGCGGGCAAGUCUCUAUUGGAUUGUUUAGAAGAAGCCAUGUCUAUUAUCCCCCCGGAAAGUCAGCGAGGAACCCCGGCUUAUCUCGGUGCCACAGCUGGGAUGAGACUGCUCGACCUGGAGAACAAAGCGGCAUCAGACAAGGUGCUCUCCGAAGUCUCAGACACCAUAGGCCGUUAUCCCGUGGACUUCCGGGGAGCCCGUAUCAUCAGUGGAAAGGAAGAAGGCUCUUAUGGCUGGAUCACCAUCAAUUACCUCUUGGAAUCCUUUAUGAAGUAUUCCUUCAGCGGUCGCUGGCUUCGCCCCGUGUCCACCAAGAUUUCUGGUGCUCUGGACCUCGGUGGAGCUUCCACACAAAUCAGCUUCAUUCCAAAGGUGGAAAUCAGAGACCCAGAGGAGAGGGCAGAUUUCAAACUUUAUGGCUUCCCCUACAGUAUCUACACACACAGCUUCCUGUGCUACGGGCAGAACCAGGCCCUGAAACAGAUGUUGGUCAAAGCAGUGGAGGGAAAAGAUCUAAAUCAGCCUGUAGAUGUCCCCUGCUACCCUGCAGGAUACAAAGAAACCAUCACCCAAGACUCUCUCUACAACAGCCCGUGCACCAUUGAGUCCGCCCCGCCUUCUUCUCUAACAAAAAAUAUCACCAUCAGUGGUACUGGCAGCUCCGGAGAGUGCCAGAAUCUACUCAAAAGCAUCUAUAAUUUCACCAGCUGUGCCGGGAAGGAAUUCUGCUCUUUCCAGGGAGUUUACCAGCCUCCUGUUGUUGGGAAUUUUUUUGCAUUUUCUGCUUUCUUUUAUACCUUUGACUUUCUGAACUUGACAUCUGGACAGAAUCUGCCAACAGUAAAGAGCACAAUCCAAACAUACUGUGCCAGAGACUGGACAGAGCUUCAGGCAGCUUUCCCAAAGGAGAGGAAGGAUCGUUUGAGGGAUUACUGCGCCAAUGCAAACUACAUCCUGACUCUACUGCUGGAAGCUUACAAGUUCAGUGAAAGCAACUGGAAUUCCAUCAGUUUUAUGAAACAGGCCGCAGACACUGACAUUGGCUGGACACUGGGGUACAUGCUGAACCUGACUAACAUGAUCCCUUCCGAAACCUCAGCUAGCGUGAGAACACAGAGUUAUGAUGUAUGGAUCGCCGCCGUCUUCUUUAUAGUCCUUACCUUGGCACUCACGCUGCUUAUGCUGUUCUUAUAUUUCCGAUAA